AAGUUCUCCCAUCUCCUCUUCCUCUUCCUCUUCCUCCGCCUCCUUCCCAGUUACUUCCCUGUCUCUACGUCUUUGCACUCAAAACCCCUCACCACUCUUUUCUUUCUUCCUAAUCUCUCUCUCUCUCUCUCUCUCUCUCUCUCUCUCUCUCUCUCACUCUAUAUUCAAAUCUAUCUCGCCAGGGUUCGAGUUCCAGAGCUCUCUUUUUCUCUAUAUAUUUUUUAUACAUCUAUUUUAUAUAUUCCUCUCCCCCGCCCCCCACCCACUUCCUCAAAUAAACAAACCACAAACAGUUUUAAAUCUCGGCCUUGUUCCAUUUUUUAUAUUUUCCUUGUUUUCUGUUGCUUGUGUUUCUGUUCCUUUUGAUGUUGUUGUGUUUAUGGCUGGCUUGGAUUUAGGCACUGCUUCUCAUUACAUUCAUCAGCUCCACCGCUCGGAUUUGCACCUCCAGAGACAGCCCCAUCAUGACGAUGAUGAAAAUAAGGGUCGGAAUCUGGACCAGUUUUCCGACGACCACCAAGGCCUUGAGCUCGUCGCCACCAACGCCUGCUCCAGCGAUCUCGUUGCUCGCCGCCCCAGAGGUCGGCCACCCGGAUCCAAGAACAGGCCAAAGCCGCCCGUUAUUAUCACUAGAGAGAGUGCAAACACCCUCCGAGCUCAUAUUCUGGAGGUCGGCAAUGGCUGCGACGUCUUCGAGUGCGUGGCGACGUACGCCCGCCGCCGGCAGCGCGGGAUCUGCAUACUGAGCGGCAGUGGGACGGUGACGAACGUGAGUUUGAGGCAGCCGGCCUCGCCUGGCGCUGUGGUUGCCCUACAUGGGAGAUUCGAGAUUCUGUCGUUGUCAGGAUCGUUCUUGCCCCCGCCGGCGCCGCCGGGGGCCACGAGCUUGACGGUGUUUCUGGCUGGAGGGCAGGGCCAGGUGGUGGGAGGGAACGUGGUGGGCGAGCUGGUGGCGGCUGGGCCGGUGAUUGUGAUUGCGGCGUCGUUUACUAACGUUGCUUAUGAGAGGCUGCCGUUGGAAGAUGAGGAUCAGCUGCAGAUUCAGCCGCCCGUGUCGCAGGCAUCCGGAGGAGGCGGGCUUCUUCACGGCGGCAACAACCCCUUUCCGGAUCCAUCUUCCGGCCUUCCUUUCUUCAAUUUGCCUCUCAAUAUGCCUAAUUGUCAGUUGCCCGUGGAUGGACCAUGGGCAGCAAAUUCAGCUGGCCGCCCGCCAUUUUGAUGAAAUCCCGGCUUCUAUUUAACUUCCAAGUUUCCAUUCGGGUGAAAAUAGGCUUCUUGAUGAAUCAGAAAAUGUCAGAAAAUUUAGUGUUACAUUGUCAUGAAUCAUGAUCAUCAUGGUUCUUCUUCUCUUCUCCGAGUUGUAUUCGCUUCUUUUUUUUUUUCUUCUACUCUUUAAUAUCUUUUUGCAUCUUCUGUAUCUUUGGUUUCUGGAAAUAGUCUUCUUCUUGUUGUUCUUCAUGAUGUAA
Diospyros lotus (date-plum) is the source of this 1466-nucleotide messenger RNA. Its product is annotated as AT-hook motif nuclear-localized protein 23-like. Bases 380 to 1219 code for a protein of 279 amino acids. The transcript has a single exon. NCBI's taxonomy places the organism in Eukaryota, Viridiplantae, Streptophyta, Magnoliopsida, Ericales, Ebenaceae. Gene Ontology annotation, molecular function: minor groove of adenine-thymine-rich DNA binding; DNA-binding transcription factor activity. Gene Ontology annotation, cellular component: nucleus. The record is from RefSeq and is a predicted model, not a curated record.